AUGUCACGUUUUCCACCUAAUGAAGGAAUAGAUGAAUUAGGAAAAAGCACCAAGGGAAUUGUUCUGAAUAGAGACAUAAACAAAUGGGCUGAUAAUAGAAAAAUAUUCAUUAGAGCUAUAAUGGCUCCAAAUGCAUUAAAAUUUUCAGCUAAUCUUUGA
Entrophospora sp. SA101 is the source of this 159-nucleotide messenger RNA. NCBI's taxonomy places the organism in Eukaryota, Fungi, Glomeromycota, Glomeromycetes, Entrophosporales, Entrophosporaceae. The record is from the annotation of a GenBank genome assembly.